This is a messenger RNA of Engraulis encrasicolus (European anchovy), 2834 nucleotides long. RefSeq names its product ring finger protein 215 (gene rnf215). The transcript is spliced from 10 exons. Bases 107 to 1174 code for a protein of 355 amino acids. The record is from RefSeq and is a predicted model, not a curated record. Gene Ontology annotation, molecular function: ubiquitin protein ligase activity; frizzled binding. Gene Ontology annotation, biological process: ubiquitin-dependent protein catabolic process; Wnt receptor catabolic process. Gene Ontology annotation, cellular component: plasma membrane. Lineage: Eukaryota; Metazoa; Chordata; Actinopteri; Clupeiformes; Engraulidae.
UCAUUUUGUUUACAUUCUGUACAGUAGUCUCAGUGGCUAAAUCUGCAACAGUCAUGCAGGGCAUUUAAUAUUUUCCAGCGCGUAGUCGUUGCUGUCACGGUUCGUCAUGUUGUCCCAUUCUCUAGCUGCCCAUCUGAUUCUGUUGGCGUCUUUAUUUUGGCUACAUCUGACGUCCGCUGAAAAGGUAGCCUUGGUGGAAAUCUCUCUGCAGGGGCGCCAGGAUAUCAGCAACACUUUGCGAGGCGAAGUGAUCGAGGGCAGUUUGGACAACAAGAGCCCGGAUAGAAAGGAAAACGACAACCUUAAAGGAGACUUGCGACUGCUGCAUGAAGAUGACAGUCUUAAUGCCGACGACAGCGAGCCCAGGUUAGACACUAAAGGGAAGAACCCUUGGAUUGGACUCGUUCCAGUGGAAGUGGAAGAUGGCAAAAGCACUGCUGGUAGUCAAGAAUCCUUCGCUGCUGGCAUGGUCAAUAAGAUGAAGCGCGCUCUUGUUCUGGGAGCAUCUGCACUGAUCAUCUUAGCUCUCAACCAAAACACUGUCAGAGAGAUGGAUCUCUCUCAGGUCCUGUCCAAACCCAUCAUUGUCAUCCAGACAUCGGAAAAUGUCACAAAACUCAUCGGUGCACUCUUGAGGGGCCUUCACGCAACAGCAAAGAUCACAUACAAGACGUUCCUAAAGGACAAUUUGGGGGCCACCUUGACCCUGUGGUCCAGCUGUGGGCGCUCUCGAGGUGGGCUAUACGGGGAGUGGCAGGGGGUCAUCUGCACUGGAGAGACAGACUCCCAGGUCCAGAAGUACCUGCAGCAGCUGUGGAACACGGUGGUUCUGGUGGCCAUCAUCCUGUCCACUGGGGUCCUAGUGCAGGCUCGAUGGCAGUACCAGGACAACCAGUUCAGGGAGGACUUGGAGUUGCAUCCAAAACAGGACCUUCAGAAGAGGCUAUCUUCGCUGAAGACGAGGACUUUUUCACAGCCGAAGACAUGGGGUGACCCCUCGCAGCCCGUAGAGACGGACAACUGCGCAGUCUGUCUGGAACAGUACAACAACAACCAGUGUUUGAGAGUGUUGCCGUGCCGACAUGAGUUCCACAGAGACUGCGUGGACCCCUGGUUGCUGCUCCAGCAGACCUGCCCCCUAUGCAAACGCAGCGUACUUGGUAAUUUUUGUUGACAGCAGGCGCGACGUGUUGGAUGUUACCAAGGCGAGUGAGAGCGAUGUGCAUGGGCCGCCAUCUUGGAACCCAGCUGAGCAUACCUCAAUGUCUUCCCCAGUACUGUACAUCCAGGAGACUCCUCCGUUAAGACAAAACAAAGCUCCGGCAGGCACACUGUCCACAUUUACAGCAUUAAAUAGCAACGUUUCGGUCAAGAAGAAGGUCAAUAGACCGAAAUGUCGCUAUUAAACGCUACAAAGGUGGACAGUGUGCGGGCGCUCCCUCAUCUCUAACGUUGGUGACCCUGGUGUUCCCCUCCAAAGGAGGUGUGCAAGAAUACUCCACAGGAGACUACCCCAUGGUGGGGGCCCACCUCUGCUGACCGCACAAACAAGUAUUGCUCACACUCCAGACAGACAGACUGAGACCCGUCUGGGGGAGGAACAACUGCCUAUAUCACAGGAAGAGGAAACAAUAGUAUUUCUGUAUCGAUGGCCUUGAACAGUAUUAUUCUGACAGUAGCGUUUAGCUAGAGGAGUAGAGUCUGUUACACUUAGGUUUUAGUAGUUUAUUUUUCUUUUUUUCCGUUCUUGGUUCUGAUGGUUGUUUUUUGACGAACAAUCUUUGCUGGGCCAAGCUAUUUAAACCUGUUCACUCACACCACUUAAAAAGUUGAAAGGACAAAAGUACUGGAUGAAAGUUCUCUGCAAAUAUACGUUGGCGGUGCGUCAAAGUUACAUACAUAGAUUGCUGUCAGACAACUCUUGAACUGUGCAACAUGAUCUACUUUUAUUUUGUUAUUUUUUUAAUUAUUAUUAUUCAAUGCUGAGUUAACAAAUGCACUGUUUAAACCAUAAGAGGAGGCUUCUUCUCAGGCAAGACUGGAGAAAUGAGUCCCUAAAACUAGAAGAACAUACGUGAUGGAAAACAUCUGUAGGUAUAAAUUGCUUACACAACAUUUCAUCAUGUAUGAAACCAAGGGAACCUUGAAAAUAAGGCCACCAUAUUCAAAGAAAGAUAUUGGAUGCACAGAGAUAUUUCACUUAACCAACUUGCCCCUAAAUUACCUGUAGAAUUUGUUCCAGACAUUUCGAUGCCUGUUUCCAUUUCAAUUAUGUUGCAUCAUGACAUUUUCAGAUGGACUUCUCCAACAUGUUGAGUCAAAACAUUUCAAAAUUGCUGUUAGCAAUUAAGUUACAAGUAAACGGCGAAUUACACUCGAUGCGGCUUAUACAGAUCUGUGUUUGUGACAAUUGUGACAACAAAAGAGGUGCAUUAUUUAUUUGUGUUCUCCUAUUAUUUUCCUCCUUAUAUAUUAUGUUUUUCCUAUGCUUUGGGAAAGCAAAUGUAAAACAUUAAAAAAAAAAAAAAAAACAGAAAGCAUGUUGUUGAACAAGGAUCUGCAUGAUGGCACUCUAGCUUCCUCCUGAAACAUGUGGGCAUGCAAGCCAAAUUACUUUCUGCAGUCCUUUCCUAGUUGCCCUGUCCUCUUUCCUAUGAUAAGUGUGUGGCCCCACCUCUGUGGAGAUAACAGUAACAGUGAGUGUUUGUCCACUGUCAGCCAGCCGAGAACAAUUGGGGAGUUUCCCCCAUUUAACAUCUCAAUUGCAAAUGAGGUAAUGACCUUUGAAUUGUAUUUUGCAAGAUCCCACAUCAAAUCUUGUAUCAUCAAUGACA